Messenger RNA from Amorphotheca resinae ATCC 22711, 2655 nucleotides. RefSeq lists its product as hypothetical. Bases 71 to 2275 code for a protein of 734 amino acids. Lineage: Eukaryota; Fungi; Ascomycota; Leotiomycetes; Helotiales; Amorphothecaceae. The record is from RefSeq and is a predicted model, not a curated record. The transcript has a single exon.
ACAAACAUUGCUUGCUCCCGAUGAUUGAAUAGAGUGUGUGCUGCGGGCUCAGAGCAGCCUCUCUGCAAACAUGGCUUCUUCUGCUUCUCGCCGCGCAUUGCGAACCCCGCCGCGAUCUACUCGAACCAAACCGCGGAUUUCCUACGCAGAGCCUUCGUCCGACAGCGACCUCGAUGCGGAAGAGGACUAUUCAGACGAUGACAAUGACAAUGACAAUUCGCCCGCACCUCCAAUUAGCAACCGCCCUCGAAGAAAUACAAAACCCAGAGCUUCAGCUAAACGGCAACGUUCUUCCAACCCCCGCUCGGGCGAUGGGCUUGAUUCCGCUCCCAAGAGACGCAAGCAAUCAAAACGUACUUCUCCGAGACACAUUACUGCCAGCUCGACUGAUAUAGACACAAUUAAGACGAAUGGCAUUAUUCCCCCAUGGCAGAGCCUCCCCUACCACAUCUUCGUCCAGAUCUUCCAAUACGCUACCUACCCUCUUUACGAUGACCAUACCUUCCAACCUCUUGCCUCUGGCUCAUGGCUCCUCAAAAUCGCACGUCUAUGUCGAUCAUUUGCAGAGCCUGCCUUCACCGUCCUCUACGCUUCACCUCCUCUCGUCCCAAUGGACAAGGCACACAUGUUGGUGGACCUGCUGAAGAGGGACCCCAAUACCCUGGCAUUCAAGUAUAGGCAGAAGGUUGAAUCACUUCGGAUAGAUGUUGGACAGGUCGCUGCCUAUUCUCUACCAGGGAGCGGACACCUCGAUCUGUUUAGCUUUGUUAAGGAUCUGCCACGAUUGUUCGACUUGGAGUUCUACCAUCAGAAAGACAUGUCCCCAUAUCGAAACCUGGAUGAUACGAUCAAGUGGAGUUACCCAGAAUCGCUAUUCCAGGCGCUCGAGUACAUUGAUCCGAACGCUGACCCCAAGCGGGGCGACAAGACAAGUGUCUGUAAACUGAGGAGUUGGCGUUGGUCAUCCAGAUUGGCUGGGAAGAAGUACCCUAUCGAGUCGAUUCGUGAGAUGCAUCUCAAGCCUUCAUUUGCCAGCCUUCGGAAGAUCGCGUUUGUAAAUUACCAAAUCCCUUUGGUGCGGAAAGGGGAUGAAGAACCCCCCAAGCACGAAAAUAUCCUCGCAGACGCUUUGUCGAUCCUCCCGAACCUCGAGCACUUGAUUUUCGAAUCUUCGACUCUUGUCAAUGCGAAGCUACUUCCUCUACUCCCCAAGAAUUUACGCAAUCUGGAGCUCAUCAACUGUUGGGAGGUUAUCGCCGAUGACUUUGCAGAAUUCCUCCUCACCCACGGUAGUCAACUUCGCUGCCUCACCCUCAAUCACAACCAAUCUCUAAGUCUGUCAUUCCUACCAGUCCUUGGUACAGCAUGUCCAAAGCUUGAGGUCUUCAGGAUGAACCUCACAUACUUCAACCUCCACGCCACGUACCGAGACUCAGAACCGCAAUACGAGCAACUGCUCCUCCCGAGCGAAGUUCCUGCCUGGCCAAGAACAAUGCAAACGAUCGAGCUGAUUCAACUCCGCAAAUGGGAGACUGAAGCAGCAGAGAUGUUCUUCCAAAGUCUCCUCGACAGCGCAGCUACCUUACCUGAUCUUCGCCGAUUGACAAUUCAGGCGAUCCUGAAUAUCGGUUGGCGAGACAGGGCUUCUUUCCGCGAUAGAUGGGUUGGAUCUCUCGACCGGGUAUUCAGAAGAGUUUCCGAACCUCCCCGAAAACAUGUCAGCGUCGCGUUCGAGAAAGACAUCCCGCCGGAGCAGCUCGACGAGCGGGAUGACUCAAACCAAUUACCUCCAACCUCUACCCUCAUAACCAACCGCUCUCGACCCAAGAGCUCAGAAGCAGCACCCACCCGCCGCUCAACACGCACCAGCACCAGACAAGCUCAAACAGGCAAAUACACCGAAAGCCCCGACCAUUCCUCGACCGAAGACAACGACCCGCAACCCUCGCAACGCCAACUCACGCGGCAAAACCGCAUCCAGCGCGAACUCGCCAUCCUCCGCGAAACCGCCGGCACCGAUUCCCCCCUCGCCUCUCUCAGCCCGCCGCAAUCCUCCUCCUCCUCUUCCUCGUCGGAUGCGCACGCGCACGCAGAAAGCGAUCCCGGGAAGAAAGAGCAGGUGAUACAGGGCAUGUGCGAGGUGGUCGAUAUCAGGAUCGAUAAUCUGAGACCGCGCGAGACGCAGGCGACGGAAGCGGAUUUUCUGGACGAGGAGGCGCCCGGGGAUGGCGAUUGGAAUGGGGAGGAUGUGGUGGAGGAGGGGUAUGCGUGGUAGUAGUUUGUUUCCUUAACGUUACUUUACUUUACUUUUCGUUUCGGGAUCAGGAUCAGGAUCAGGAUCUGGGGAUAGGGAUGGGCAUGGGCAUGUGGCGUUUAAGGGAUCGGGGAAAGGUUCUUGUGGAAUGCAAGGUAUGCAUGCAUGGAUGGAUAGUUUGGGUGUUAUAGGUAGGAAGGGAGGUAGACUGACUGACUGACUGACUGUGUUGCUUGAUACAUGAAUUCCUUAAUUACCUACCUUCUCUUCUCUAACCCACCCUACCCUAUUCAUUCAUCAGACCGGUCAAAAGAAAACAAAAGAAAAGAAAAACCAGUCAGUCAGUCAGUUAGUUAGUUAUUGUACAUUAGAAGAAGAAGCACAAUCAACCAAAUCAAUCA